Caenorhabditis remanei is the source of this 441-nucleotide messenger RNA. RefSeq lists its product as uncharacterized. The coding region runs from base 1 to 441 and encodes 146 amino acids. NCBI's taxonomy places the organism in Eukaryota, Metazoa, Nematoda, Chromadorea, Rhabditida, Rhabditidae. The transcript is spliced from 2 exons. The record is from RefSeq and is a predicted model, not a curated record.
AUGAAGAAGAUGUCAAUAUCCCCAAUUCAAGGAGAUACUCGUCCAGACGUCGAGGAGCUAAUGGAGAUAAAAGAAGAGGAAGAAGAAGAUAAAAUAACAGAGGAACAAUCAAGUCGGACACCGAAACUCGUGCUUGUCAUCACAAUUCCAUACGUGAUAAUUCUUCCAUUAUUCUCCAGAAAUCUCCAUGAUUGGUAUACAACUUCUCUUCUUUGUCUUUUCGUCUGUUUCACUCUUGAUCUAGUUGCAAUCGGACUCAGAUUCUACCCAAUUCUUCGUCCAUUAUCCUCACUUGAAGCAGCUUCUCUCACCGCAAUGCUUCUUUUCUAUGCGAAAUAUAUUUGUCUGAAAUAUCAAUCUCCUCUCUCAUGUUUUCUGUUAUUAAAACUGAAAACUACACAUAAGAAAAUGUUCAAAGCGAUGGUUGAGGACGACUUUUGA